GUAAUAAUUUUAAUGGUUAAUACAUUUUUAAUAUAUAAAGAUUAAGGUUAAGAGGAUAAUUAGUGAAACAUAAUCAUGUGUCACGAGUUUUCUAUGAAGCUAGGACACCAGAAACAAGUCACUGCGAUAGACUUGUCGACACCGGUAAUAAUUUAAAAAAAUAAAUUAAUUAAAUUUAAUCAUAAGUGUUGGUUUCUGACAUGGACACACAUUUUUUUUAGAGGUGUCAGUGCUACAGGGCGAGUUACUAAUCUCAACACAAUUAUACUCCUGCUCAAACUAUAAGUCGAUUUGGUCGUCUUAGACAAAUUAAGAAAUAUUGUUAACUUGAAAGAGAAGUUAUACAAAAUUAUUAGACAUGAAAAAGAUAAAUUAAAUGAGUUGAAAAAUGUUACUAAUCAUGACCCUUUUUUUCCUUUAUCAUGUCAAAUAUUAGUUAUAACUCAUUUCCAAUUUUCUCUCCUUUGUGAGAUGAUGGUAUGAGAAUAGAGUGUUGGCUGUUUUUACAGCCGUGGCAAGAAUAGAGAGCCUACAUCUGAGGGAUGAUGAAGAAGUUUUGACGUACCAAGCUCAUAAGAACCUUAUGCAGACCCUAGCCUUUGCUUGGUAGAGUUAUGGACCAAGUCCCUUGGUCCUUUGAUUGCUACUUAUUAUUGCCGAGUCUCAUUGGUCCUGAAGAUGUGCCUACAAGAUCCCUAUAUACCAUGUGAUGUUUCGAAAUCAAAUCCAUGAUCUACUAGUGGGAUUUAUGUCCAAAUAAGUAGUGAAGCAUUUGGAAACUACAUAGAUAAGUUUGUUGAGCAUGAUGCUAUGAAUACUUCUAGCUUUACGGGAAGAUGAUUUUUGAAGAUAAUGGGGAAUUGAAGGUGGUGAGAUUCAAGUAUGAAAGAUUGACCCUUUUUUGCUCCAUCUGUUGCCAUAGCUCUGUCUAGUCUUUCUUCCACAAUUGAGUCCAUCUCAGGCUAAGAGACCAAGCGUGCCCCUGCAAAGGAAUAUCUACAAGCCCACAAUCAGCCAUAUCUUCCUAAAAACCACUAUGCAACCACUUAAGAUGGGUAGUAGGUCUCUUAUAAUCAUGCUAAAGUAAAUCAUUAAAAUCUCCUAAUAUGCACCAUGGAAGUGAUGAUUAGGAUGCCAAGAAAUCUAGGAUGCUCCAAGGAUUUUUUUUCUCUGUCUAUGGUUAAGAAUACCAUAGAAACCCGUUAAGUGCCCCGGCUGAGCAUUUGCAUCAUCUUUCACAUAAACGCUCUUGUUUCCAAAUCAAAGCUGAUGGAGUUUGUGGAAGAAGGGAAACCAGUUGUUAUGGGAGGACAUCCGGUUGAGCGAGUGGUACAUGAGACGGAGAAGCCACUUAGCCCCUAGCAGGCUGCUAACAGACAGCGGAAUGGUGAUUUUUAAACUCAGCUGCAGCAGCAGCCUUAGGUGGUCGUGGUUGCUCUAGUGUAUGGUUAUGUUAAAUGCAACCUUGAUGUAGCUAUUUUUAAAGACCGGGACGGAGCACAGGUGUCAAGCUGUGCUUGCAAAAUCAUGAGGACCGAGUGUUGGCAGCUGAAACAAAUAGGAAACCUCUGAAAAUGAAAGCCGUGGAAGGGGAAGCUUGGGGUCUCUUUCAAGCAAUUCAAUGAAUUAUUUCUCUGGGCCAUGCACUUGCAACUCUUUACAUGGAUUGUAGUUCAUGAUAUGCUCAAGACUAAAUCUAUUCACACAGAAUACAGAUAGUAGUGCUUACAAUUGUACAACAACUAUCAAAUUGUUUUUUCUAGACGUGAAACAGAACUCAUUGAAGAAAUUGUUGCUGAAGUAUGGAAAAGGUUACAACCUAAAUUGCCACAGUAUGAUGAUGAAUUGGUUGGAAUUGAUUCGAGGAUAAACACCAUGUGUUCACUUUUAAGGACAGAGUCUCAGGAAAUUCGCUUUGCGGGGAUAUGGGGCAUGGGUGGCAUAGGAAAGACAACUCUAGCCAAACUUGUGUAUAAGAAAAUCCAUAACCAAUUUGAUUUCAGUUGCUUUCUUGAGAAUAUUAGAGAGGUUUCUAGCGAAAGAGAUGGUCUGCUUUGCUUACAAAGAAAAUUGCUUUCAAAUCUAAAAAUAAGCAGCUUGAGAAUUGAAAGUUUGGACCAAGGAAAGGAGACAAUACGGAAUCUUUUAUUCAACAAAAAAGUUCUCCUUGUCCUUGAUGACCUAAGUUCUGAUAUCCAACUAGAGAAUUUAGCUGGAAAGCAAGAAUGGUUUGGUCCUAGAAGCAGGGUAAUAAUAACAACUAGAGACAGGCAUCUCCUAGUAUCACUAGGCGUGUGUGAAACUUAUGAUGCUCAAAUCUUAAACAGAGAUGAAUCCCUUCAACUUUUUUGUCAAAAAGCUUUUAGAAGAGCAAAACCUAAAGAAGAUUUCAUUGAGUUAUCAAAACGGGUGGUUCAAUAUGCCGGAGGUAUUCCUUUGGCACUCAAAGUGUUGGGUUCAUUCCUUUGUGGACGAAGGGCAUCUGUAUGGGAAGAUGCGUUGAAAAUAUUGCAGCAGGAUCUGCAAAAUGAUGUUUACAAGACAUUAAGAAUAAGUUACGAUGGAUUGCGGGAUAUGGAAAAGGCAAUAUUCUUAGAUAUUGCUUGUUUUUUCAAAGGGAAGCCCAAGGAUCAUGUAACACAAAUAUUGAAAAAAUGUGGUCUUAAUCCAUUGAUAGCUAUAGAUGUUCUUAUUGAAAAAUCAUUGAUAACUGAUGAUGGGUGGCAUUUGGGGAUGCACGAUUUGCUGCAAGAAAUGAGUAGAAAUAUUGUUCUGCAUGAAUCUCUUAAUGAUGCCAGUAAGCGGAGUAGGUUGUGGUCUGUCAAGGACAUUGAUCAAGUAUUGAGAAGUAAUAAGGGAACUGAAUCCACUCAAGCUGUAGUUCUAAGUCUUCCUGAAGCAUUCGAAGCAAGUUGGAACCCUGAAGCUUUUGCAAAGAUGGGUAAUCUUAGAUUGCUCAUGAUACUAAAUAAAUUGCAACUUCCACUUGGUCUCAAAUGUCUUCCCAGUGGGUUAAAAGUGCUUGUGUGGAGGGAAUAUCCUCUCGAGUCAUUGCCAGUUGGAGACCAGUCGAAUGAACUUGUUGACCUUGAUAUGUGUCAUAGCAAAAUAAAGCACCUUUGGAGAGGAAUGAAGCUUCUGGAAAAUUUGAAGACCAUUAAUUUGAGAAAUUCCAAAAAUCUACAUCAAACUCCAGAUUUCACUGGAAUUCCAAAUCUUGAAAAAUUGGAUCUUGAAGGCUGCAUAAACCUGGUUGAGGUUCAUGCUUCUCUUGGACUUCUUAAAAAGCUUUCAUAUGUGACAUUAGAAGAUUGCAAAAAUCUUAAAAGCCUUCCGGGAAAAUUGGAAAUGAAUUCUUUGAAGCUUCUCAUUCUAUCAGGCUGCACAGCAGUUAGAAAGCUUCCUGAUUUUGGGGAAAGCAUGACAAAUCUAUCCAUACUUGCUUUGGAUGAGAUUUCCAUAGCUGAACUACCUCCAACUAUUGGUUACUUGACAGGUCUUCAUAGCUUGGUUUUACGGGAAUGUAAAAAUAUUGUUUCCCUUCCAAAUACCUUUUCUAAGUUGAAAUCUCUCAAAAGGCUCAACCUAUCUGGUUGCUCAAAAUUUUCCAAGCUUCCUGAUAAUUUGCAUGAAAAUGAGGCUUUGGAGUGUCUUAAUGUGAGUGACAGUGCUAUAAGAGAAGUUCCUCCAUCCAUUGUCCAUUUGAAAAAUCUUGUAUUACUUUUAUUUUAUGGAUGCAAAGGAAUUGCAUGGACCUCAGAGAGCUCCCGCCUCCCUUUGGGUAAGUUUUUCAGGUUUGGUACUCAUACAAUGCCCAAGAAAUUGAUCUUACCUUCUUUUUCUGGUUUAUCCUCAUUGAAGAAACUAGAUUUAAGCUAUUGCAAUCUCUAUGAUGAAUCAAUUCCGGAUGAUCUUGGCUGUUUAUCAUCAUUGGUAACAUUAGAUUUAAGUGGGAACAAUUUUGUGAACCUUCGUGAUGGCUGCAUAUCUAAACUAUCAAAGCUAGAAAGACUUGAGUUGAAGAGUUGCCAAAACCUGCAAUCAUUGCCUAAGUUACCACCAAAUGUACAUUUUGUAAAUGCAAGUGAUUGUGGUUCAAUGGAACCCUUAUCAAAUCCACAAGAGAUAUGGGGUCACUUGGCAUCAUUUGCCUUUGACAAGUUGCAAGAUGCAAGUCCAAUUAAAACUUUAAUGGUAAGUCCUGGAAACGAAAUUCCGUCAACAUUUUUCUAUCAAAAUUAUUUUGAUCGGGACAUACAAUAUUUAAAAGAUAACUACAUAUGGGCUGAUUCUACUGUGUCAAUAUCAACGGAUAUAGCUCAGUUUCGUCAACGGUAUGAUAGAAGUGAGUGGUGGGGAAUGUUAGUCUGUCUUGUCGUAGAAGAUGUGGCUUCUUCUACACCUUCCCAGGACUAUCGUGUCGGUUGGAUUUCAAAAGUUCCUGCCACUACAAAUAAUAUUUUGGGUCAGCUAUGUCAAAAGUUGUUGGAGCAUGGUUUCAUUUCUGGGGUACCAAAUUCCAAGCACCCUCAUCUAUUGGUUUUGUAUAUUCCUGUUCCUUCAUCCCGUUGGUGUUAUGUUCAAGACAAGUUUCAGUUAAUAUUUUUCAGCUCUAGUCUUAAGAGUAAGUUAGUUAUAAAGAAAUGUGGGUGGCGUGUAUUAUGUAAGGAAGAUGCACAACUCAUGCGCAAAAGUCUGCCUGAAUGCAGUACUUCUUCUGCCAACCAAUGUGUCUCACGAGAAAAUUGCUUAUCUUCUUCUCCUUUAACAUCUUGGAGAUGGAUAAGCCAUCUCAAGGUUCCCCGAUGUUUCAAGACUUUCCUGUUGGCAGUCCUAUGUGAACGCUUGCCUACUAUUGCAAAGUGCAGGUUCUGUACCAUGGAAGCGACUCCUACUAUCCAUGUUUUAAGAGACUGUAGGCGAGCUUGUGCAAUUUGGGUUCAAAUGGUUCCUCCUCAAGUGUGUGAAGAGUUUUUUUCAAUUUCUCUUCAUGAUUGGAUGCAUAGGUUCCUUCGGAAGUCCUGGUUGCCAAAUAACUGUGAAGACUAUGAUGCUGACUGCUUGAGGUUUUCAGUCACCACUUUUCUUCUCUGGAAGGAUGGAAAUAAUUCCAUCCCUGAGGGAGAUUCUCUAACAGAUAAUGGUUUGUAUUCUAUGAUCAAGUCUCUAGUACAAGAACACACCUCACCUACCAGGCAUUUUGUUAAGUUGAAUGUGGACAGUUGUUGCAUGGAAAAUCCUAGAAAUGCUGGUUAUGGGGGUCUCUUUCGUGAUGUGGAGGGGAAUUGGCUUGGUGGGUUCUAUGGCUCUCUGGGCUUUGCAACUAACAUGAAAGCUGAGCUUUAUGCCAUUUGUCAAGGUUUGAUCACUGCUUGGGAUUUGGGUUACAAAAAUAUGUUAGUUGAAACUGAUUCUUUGGAAGCUAUCAAUCACAUUGAAGAGGCCAAUAUUGAACACGAUGCCUAUCGUAGCUUGGUGGCUGACAUACGCUCCCUCAUGAAAAGAAAUUGGUCCCUAAAUUUGGUCCAUUCUCUCAGAGAAGAUAAUGCUUGUGCAGAUAUUUUAUCGAGACUUGGAGCUGAGCAGCACGAGGUCUAUUGCUUCCAUGCUUAUCCACCACAACAGCUUCAGCGGGCAUUGAUUGCCGAUGCCCUCCGUGUUCAACUUCCUUCCAUGUAGUUCUUUGUUAUUUCAUUUUCCUUUGCCAAGUUCUUUGUUAUUUCAUUUUCCUUUUCUGCUUGACAAAAAAAUGUUUCAAGGAUGGUGAUUUUGACAAAAAAAUGUUUCAAGGAUGGUGAUUUUUUAUUUGGAGAAAAAAAUAAAUGAAUGAAAAUAAUAAUAAAUGGCCCAUGCAGGUCUCGAACCUGCGACCUUCGCGUUAUUAGCACGACGCUCUAACCAACUGAGCUAAUGGGCCAGUUGUUAGAGUUGUCACAAAUUAACAUUAUAUUACCAAUUUAAUUGAGAUUGCCAUGUUUGCAGGGCAAGUGUGGUGUUCCAUUUAGUUGAGAUUGAUUGGGGAAUUGCUGUUGAUUAUCAUGUUGAAUAGGUCUCAUAACUUUUUGUACAGUCAAAUAUAGAUUUCAAAUUUUUGAAUGCUAAUGGAGUAUUUUGUCAAUUCUGUUGCUUGGAUUGUUGUUUUACGAGAUAUUGUAUCAUUGGUUUUUGUGGAGGUUUGUCUUUACUGAUGCACUGGUCAGGCUGGUGCAGAUGACCUUGAAAUGGAUGGGAUGGAACUUGAUAUAUCUGCUGCUGGCUACAAUCAUGGAGUUGCCGGCUUGCACAUUUGAGCUGCUGAUUAUACUAUCCAACUUGGUUGGUCUGCUUCAGACUCACAAUUACCAAGAUCUUAUUUUCUCUCAAAUUCCUAACGAUUUCACAUCUACAUGCUGCAAUGACUGAAGAUAUUGUUUUGGAUACAUUAUUUGUCCUUUUCAUUAGCAAGUAGUAAAGAAAACAUGAAAUUUUGUGUACACUGCAUUUAUUUUGUCAGAAAUCUCUACAUUGAAAUGUAUAAAGGAUGUUUUGGUUAAAUUUGUAAUGUAUCAGUCAGUAUCAGAGUUCAUUACCUUGCAGUGGUGUAAUACAUAACAACUGUUGUCACAUGUUCCUCAGUUUGUUAUACUUAUCUCAAAAUUAUGGGUGGAUUUUGUAUUUGAUAAUGCAUAUUCUUUAGCUUAA
This is a messenger RNA of Vicia villosa (hairy vetch), 6681 nucleotides long. Its product is annotated as TMV resistance protein N-like. The record is from RefSeq and is a predicted model, not a curated record. The transcript is spliced from 5 exons. Gene Ontology annotation, biological process: signal transduction; defense response. Gene Ontology annotation, molecular function: ADP binding; RNA-DNA hybrid ribonuclease activity; protein binding. Lineage: Eukaryota; Viridiplantae; Streptophyta; Magnoliopsida; Fabales; Fabaceae. Bases 1876 to 5679 code for a protein of 1267 amino acids.